AUGACUAAUGAGCUGGGUAACAAAGAUAAAAAUCAUGUUGAUCAACCCACUGACAUUGUUAAUAUUGAGGAACUGGCUUCUGAUGAUGUUCCUAUUGGGCAAAUACUGGCUCCUGGCAUUGCUAAAAGAUUGAAGAACAAAAAAGACCAAGUUGUUGGAUCCUCCAACGCUCCCUCCAAAUCUGUCAGGAACAAAGCUAGUGUUGGUCCCACAAAAAGAUGGAGCAAGUUGGUGACUCCUGUAUCUAAGAAGAAGUCCCUAAAAAGGAAGGAAGUUUCCUCUGAAUCUAGUGAAUUUGAUCAUGAUGUCGAACACAAUGUUCAGGACAUCAUCUCUAUUUCCAGAAAGCAAGCCUCUAGAAAGAAGAUACUAGCUAAUAUUCCUAAAGUUCCAUUUGACAACAUUUCUUUUCACUCUAUUAAAAAUGUUGAAAAAUGGAAAUUUGUUUAUCAAAGAAGGUUAGCACUGGAAAGGGAUUUGGGGAAAGAUGCUUUCGAAUGUAAAGAUGUGUUGAGUUUGAUUCAAGAAGCUGGAUUAAUGAAAACUGUAAUAGGUUUUGGAAAAUGCUAUGAAAUGCUUGUCAAAGAAUUUAUUGUGAACAUCUCCAAAGAGUGUGACAACAAAAGAAGCAAGGAGUUCAGAAAAGUAGAGAUUACUGCUAAGCAAGUGAAGGAAUGGCCAAUGAAAGGAAAAUUGUAUGCUAGUUCGUUGAGUGUCAAGUAUGUUGUUCUCCAUAGAAUUAGAGUUGCAAAUUGGGUUCCAACCAAUCACACCUCCAAUAUAGCUACUGGUCUAGAAAAAGAAAAUGAAGACAUGUAUGAUGCAAGUGAUGAGGAAGAUGCUACCAGCAGUGAUGAAGAUUAA
Lathyrus oleraceus (garden pea) is the source of this 864-nucleotide messenger RNA. RefSeq lists its product as uncharacterized. Lineage: Eukaryota; Viridiplantae; Streptophyta; Magnoliopsida; Fabales; Fabaceae. Bases 1 to 864 code for a protein of 287 amino acids. The record is from RefSeq and is a predicted model, not a curated record. The transcript is spliced from 3 exons.